AUGACGAGCUCCCUCGAGGCAUUCCCUAGGUGCUGGCAGCCCCUCAACUGGAGCCGCUUCGACGAGGCUCUCCAGGACUUGGUUGUGGGCAAAGACCCCCUCGAGCUCGGCGCUCGGGCGGCCUAUUUGGGCAUCGUGCUCGACUCUCUCGAGACCUUUCGCCGCCAGCGACAGGGAGCCGUGGGCGGAGGAGCCCGGGGGGGCAGCAGCAGCAGCGGGGUGCCGCCGCUCCUGCUGGGCGCCGGCGGGGACAGGGACGGCCGCACCGCCCUAAAGCAGUGCGCCAAGUGGGCGGCCAGGGUGUGGGCUCACCGCCACGCCGGCGUGGCCGCAGGCGCCGCCGGGGGAAGAAAAUACGACGAGGAGAUCGUCAACACCCGCGUGUGCAUGACCGCGUCGCGAGCGCUGGCUGAGGCGCUGGAGGCUUUCCGGAUGGCGGCGGGGGAGCUUGAAGGGUGCCGUCUCGCGGCGGUGAUACUGGAGUCCGAAUCGGAGUCGAACGGGGGCAAGGAGGCCGCUCGGGGCCUGGCGGGGCUGAUGCGGUCUCUCUCCGGGAGGACGUUCUGCUCUGCCCUCGCCCGAGUGCUCCUGGAGAACAUGCCCGAGCAGCAGCAGCAGGGCGGCGGCGGCGUCGUGGAGGUGGAGAAGCUGAAAGCGUUGCUCCGACGGCAGGCUGCUGUUCCGAUAGGGGUGGUGUCGGCCGGUGGUAGUCGCCGCGGCUGCAGGGCGAAGGUUGUGGGCGGCGGCGCAGGUAGCGCGAUGCUGUUCGCGGACAUGGACGCGGAAAGCAACUAGGAAUAUAUACGAAGUAGUUUGUGUAGAGAAGGCGUGCCCGCAGGGCGUUCUGAUCGGGCAUCGUUUGUGUGUCAACGUGGACCUAUUUGUGUGUCUGUAGCCUUUGCGGUGCCUUGUAAUCUUACGUUCUUGUUGGGCAAGGUAUUUUUUUCGGACCAAGUGGGUAUCAUCAAAGGAGGUGGUUGCAGGAGAGCGGAAGCCUUAAUUCUUAACGAGGACGGCAGGCGUGAAAGGGUGUGUUUCGUGCAAGAUUGAUUGAAAAAUGAGUCGUGACAUCUCGCAGACGCCUCAGACUGGGGUGUGAUGAAAUUGGACUCUCCUUCUUAGCUGUUGCGACUGCGGCUGGACAAGUUGUGGGUUGGUACGGCAGGGUGCAGAAACGGGCCUGAGAGACAGACAGCUGUGCUCUCACCUCGCCGCCAAUGUUGGAGGAAGUCGUCAGAUUUGUUAGAAAGGUUUGCUCAACAACAGAAUUUUGUCAGUGUGUCGUUCUUCUCUCGCUGCUUCAUGAUACUGGGAACCGGGCUGUAUGAAGUCAGGGGUCCGGGUGACGUGCAAGUUCGCAACUUGUUUCAUUCUGCCUAAUUGUUGUUUACAAUAGAAGAGAGCGGGCGUUCGG
Messenger RNA from Ectocarpus sp. CCAP 1310/34, 1414 nucleotides. The record is from the annotation of a GenBank genome assembly. Lineage: Eukaryota; Phaeophyceae; Ectocarpales; Ectocarpaceae.